GUCGCUUUAACAGGUGAAUUUCUAUUUUUAUCAGUUAGAUCCACGACUAUGUGACACCAGAGGUGAGGUUUGGUUUAUUUAGAGGGGAAAGACACGCGUUUGCCGUCGUACCUUCCUAGAGAGCCAGAUGUCCAGCAUCAUGUCAACCAAGGAGGUGAGAGAGGGUGAAAACGCUCAGCCUGUGGCCAUGUCAACCCAAGUGAUGGCCACUGACAAAAGCAGAGAAAACAAGAACCAUCGCGGUGCGGCAGGCGAGGCGACGGGCGGCACCACAGACACCAGCACAGCGGCCAAGAACCUGGCUCUGCUGAAGGCUCACUCUCUGGACGUGAACUUCGAGGUUGGUGAGGAGUAUGACAUCAUCGAAACGAUCGGCACAGGGGCCUAUGGCGUCGUCUCAUCUGCCAGGAGACGGGACAAUGGCCAGCAGGUGGCAAUAAAGAAGAUCUCCAAUGCCUUUGAAGUGGUAACAAACGCCAAACGCACCUUGCGAGAGCUGAAGAUUCUUAAGCAUUUCAAACAUGACAACAUUAUCGCCAUCAAAGACAUCUUGCAGCCAAAUCUCCCUCACUCUGCCUUCAAGUCUGUGUAUGUGGUACUGGACCUCAUGGAGAGUGACCUGCACCAGAUCAUACACUCCGGCCAGCCACUAACCCCAGAGCACACACGCUACUUUCUGUACCAGCUCCUCCGCGGCCUCAAGUACGUGCACUCAGCCAACGUCAUCCACCGCGACCUCAAACCCUCCAACCUGCUUGUGAAUGAGAACUGUGAGCUGAAGAUUGGCGACUUUGGCAUGGCGAGGGGUCUCAGUUCACACCCCGAGGAGUCCCAUUCCUUUAUGACUGAGUAUGUGGCGACACGAUGGUACCGUGCGCCAGAACUCAUGCUCUCACUGCAUCACUAUAGUUUGGCCAUUGACUUGUGGUCUGUGGGCUGCAUCUUUGCGGAGAUGCUGGGGCGUAAGCAGCUUUUUCCUGGGAAGCACUACGUCCACCAGCUCCAGCUCAUUUUGUCUGUGUUAGGCACUCCCCCUGAAGGUUUGAUUGGUGCUAUUGGGGCCGACAGGGUACGCUCCUACGUGCAGAGUCUUCCAUCACGGGCCCCUGUCCCUCUAUCAAAACUGUAUCCACAGGCUGAGCCAGAGGCAUUGGACCUGCUGGGAGCCAUGUUGCGCUUUGACCCUCGUGAGCGAAUUGGUGUAACACAAGCACUGGAGCAUCCUUACCUCACCAAGUACCAUGACUCGGAUGAUGAGCCAAUCUGCGUGCCAGCUUUUGACUUUGAAUUUGACAAGCUUCCAAUGAGCAAAGAACAAAUUAAAGAGGCAAUCCUGAUAGAGAUCCAGGACUUUCAUCGAAAGAAACAAAGCACUCGUCAAAGACUCCAGUUCAGGCCCAUGGCAAGGGUGAAUGGUGCUGGAGGAGCACAAAGCAGCAGCCAGUGUGUUGCUCAGACCUCAACUGUUAACCUAACUAAAUCAGCUUUGGUUCCCAUGGCACAACUCUCACAGGCAACACAAAUUCAGGCCCAGCAAGUGAUCAAAGUGAAAUCACAACAGCAGCAACAAGAUGCUGUCCUCCACACGCCAGCAGAAGGGAGCCAGACUUUUCCAAAUCAAAUGGCAACCUUUAACAAACAACCAACAUCCCAUUUGGAAGUUGCCCAUAAUUUGCCUCCACUCACUAAGAGUGAGAGUGGGCCAGUCGAUGUUGACAUGCCCAGUGCCAACUCUGACAGUGGCCAACCAGAGACGAUAGAUUUAACAACACCGGUCUCGAGCCAGGAUGCUCCGUCAGAAACAAUGAGAGACAGUGAGGGACAGGAGCCGCUGCCCAGUAGCCAGUCCCCUCUGACUCAGGCCACCAAGCACCAGUCCAUGACCCAAGCUCAGCCCUCCAUACCUGCACUCCCAACACAGACCAUGACACCCCUCCCCACCACUGUGCCUUCGCUUUCUCUGUCCCAGGCACAAGCCCAGUCAUUAUCUCAGUCCCUUUCUCAGUCGCUGUCCAAAGGUGCCAGGGCUCCUCCAGGUGUCGGAGAGGGAACCAGAAAAGAAGGAGCCAUUUCAGAGGAUACUAAAGCUGCACUUAAAGCGGCCUUAUUGAAAUCGGCUCUGAGAAACAAAGCAAAAGGUGAUGGAGGAACCUCUGCGCUGGGGAUGGAUAACGGUGCCGGAGGAAGUGUAUCGUCCUCGCUGACUUCUGUUCCAGAGCUGCGUCGACCUGUUACAGCCCAGGAGCGUCAAAGAGAAAGAGAGGAGAAACGGAGGAAGAGACAGGAACGGGCAAGGGAGAGGGAGAAAAAGCUGAAAGAAAAGGAGAGAAGAGAGGGCAAGCAUGGGGACUCACUGGGUGGAGUUUUACUGAGUGAUGAUGACAAAAGCCUGUUGGAGCGCUGGAAAAAGAUGAUGGACAGUUGCAAUGACAAAUCUCAGACUCCGAAUAAUGACGGCCCAAAGACAAAGGAUUGUAAUGUGAACUCACACCAUGGUGUAGCUAUGAGUGAUAACACCCAAGUAGCUAUGAGCAAAAACACAGAUAAGGAGGUGGGGAAGAUUCAGUCUCAUGAACAGUUGAUGCCUCAAGGUAAAUCCAACCUGCCUGGCUUGUUUCAGCCUCCCAACACCCAGGCAUCUUUACCAUACUCUAUGAGCCAGACAAAGCCACCAGCAGAUAUAGGUGUGGGCGCCGUGAGUCGAGGAAUAGACAUAAUGCCAGCAGCAAGUGGCUUUGUCAAAAACACACUUAAACCACACGAGAGCGGUGGGCAAAGUGGCUUCAACUGUUUGGGGAACUGGAACGGGCAGCAAGUUGAGGCGAGGCCAAUGCAGCAGCAGCCACAACCCAACAGAUCACCGCAGCCCCCGUCUGCAAGCUUUCUCCAGCCCCAGCUCCAACCUCAAAGUCAACCUCAGUCCCAGGCACAACCAAACCCUCAGCCUCAGUCUCAGCUGCUUCCACUGGAGACUUUUUUGACGAAGGCGCCAACGCUAAGCACCGGAGAGACAAAUGGCAACGUCGAUGUCAGAGGCCAAAGUAACCUUAACUCCCACCCUAAUCCGUCAACUACAAGUCCUGGGCCUAUGGAGAAGCUGUGUCCCUCUAUAGGAGAGAAAUCUGGACCGCAGACAGCAGAUCCCCUCUGUGGGGCUUUAGGGGUCCCCUCUCAGCCUCACCCCAGUUUGGGAUUCACAGACACGGGACAGCCAGGGCCGUCCAUCGCCCCGGACAUCCACACAGUAACGCUGCAGUUGUCAAAGUCACAGGUAGAGGAUAUUUUGCCCCCAGUGUUCUCCAUCACUCCCAAAGGCAGUGGGGCUGGGUACGGCGUGGGCUUUGACCUGGAUGACCUUCUCAACCAGUCCCUCACAGACCUCCAGCACUCUGACCCCAGAGACAGUUAUGACUCAGCCCCCCUCUCUGCCUCCCUCAUAUCUGAUUGGAUCGAGGUUCACCGCAUGACUCAAGCUGAUCUGGAGUCGCUUCAGCAGGAGUUACAGCUGGGCUCUCCCAUGAUCCUCUCUGAUACCAUACCCCCUGACACCUGACUUCCCUUUUCUGGAAUUUCAGAGGGAAAAAAGCAAGAACUUUGGCAACUUGUAGAUUUUUUUUAGCAUGAAAACCUUGACUAAUAAUUGAUUAAUUUAACAGCUACCUUUUUUAACAGGCACUACCAAGACAUCUCUUUUCUACCAUUAUGUCAUGUUGUGCUUUCUUUUUAAUAAAGUAAAUUGAGUCACCA
Myripristis murdjan (pinecone soldierfish) is the source of this 3747-nucleotide messenger RNA. It is a transcript of the gene mapk7, whose product is annotated as mitogen-activated protein kinase 7. NCBI's taxonomy places the organism in Eukaryota, Metazoa, Chordata, Actinopteri, Holocentriformes, Holocentridae. Gene Ontology annotation, biological process: protein phosphorylation. Gene Ontology annotation, molecular function: ATP binding; MAP kinase activity. The transcript has 7 exons. Bases 128 to 3553 code for a protein of 1141 amino acids. The record is from RefSeq and is a predicted model, not a curated record.